GAGCAGUCACUCCCAGAGGGCGUUUCUCUGCACGCAUCGAGUCUCAGCAAAAACACAGAGCUGAAAUAAAGUUCCAGUAUACCUUGCUCACUUCCUUGAAUGUUUAUACCGGUCUCUGCUCACCUGGUCCUCUCUCUCUCCACCGCUCCGUCUCCUAUGCUGUAACUCCACCGGCCACCAAACAUGGGCAAACACUCCACCAACAUGAGGGUCAAGCUGCCCAUCUUCUGCUUGCUGCUGGAAGCCGUCACCAUCCUGCUUUUUGCCGUCUUUGUGAGGUAUAACGAUGAGACUGACGCCAGCGAAUGGCACGACAGAAUGAAGAAGCACAACGAAUCCAACGCCGAUAACGACUUCUAUUUCCGCUAUGCCAGCUUCCAAGAUGUCCACACGAUGAUCUUCAUUGGUUUUGGAUUUUUGAUGACCUUCCUAAAGUGUUAUGGUUUCAGCAGUGUGGCCUUCAACUUUCUGAUUGCAGCCUUUGGCCUCCAGUGGUCUACUCUCAUUCAGGGCUUUUUUCAUGGCUUCCACGAUGGGAAAAUUCAUAUUGGUAUCGAAAGCAUGAUUAAUGCAGACUUCUGCACGGGGGCUGUCCUCAUCUCCUUUGGAGCCGUUUUAGGAAAGACCAGUCCUGUGCAGCUGAUUGUGAUGACCCUGUUUGAAGUUACCCUUUUUGGUAUUAACGAGUUCAUCAUUCUUAGUAUUCUUGGGGCAAAGGAUGCCGGUGGUUCCAUGACCAUUCACACUUUUGGUGCAUAUUUUGGGCUUGUUGUGUCCCGGGUGCUUUACAGACCUGAACUGGAAAAAAGUCGAGCCAGGGAGGGCUCUGUUUACCACUCAGAUCUCUUCGCAAUGAUCGGAACGAUAUACCUCUGGAUGUUUUGGCCAAGUUUUAACUCUGCUGUCACCGCUCAUGGGGACGACCAACACCGCACUGUGCUAAACACCUACUACUCUUUAGCUGCCUGCACGUUGGCUACCUUUGCUCUAUCGUCAAUGUUAAACGGAGAAGGCAAACUUGAUAUGGUUCAUAUCCAGAAUGCAGCGCUGGCAGGUGGUGUCGCUGUAGGUACGUCAGCCGAGAUGAUGUUGACUCCCUUCGGUGCGAUGAUUGCUGGAUGUCUCGCUGGCAUUAUCUCAGUCCUAGGAUACAAAUUUUUAACGCCAGUGCUGGACUCCAAGCUAAAAAUUCAAGACACGUGCGGGGUACACAACCUCCACGGAAUGCCAGGGAUCUUGGGGGCACUUAUCGGUGUGAUUGUAGCAGCUGCUGCCACCGCAGAUAUUUAUGGAUUAGGCAUGGAAGACGUAUUCCCCCUAAUUUAUGAUGGUACCCGAACAUCGAAGUCGCAAGCUGUUUACCAAUUACUGGCCUUGCUGGUGGCUUUGGCUUUUGCUCUGAUUGGUGGCAUAAUUGUAGGCUUAAUUUUGACGAUUCCCAUCUUCGGUGCGCCAUCUGACGCUCAAUGUUUCGAGGAUGCCAUAUACUGGGAGGUACCCGGUGAAGAAGGCCAUCCACAAAUGAUUGCUGUCAAUACAGACGAUCCAGACCAACAGACAAAUGCAUAAUCCAAAAUGGCUUAAAAUAACCCAAGGGGUGUGUUCUUGGCGAUUCUUAUGGGGCUUUCAACAGUAGCGUCUCUGUAUUCUGGUGCCAAACUAACCCUUAAAUGUGAACCCCUAAGUAUUAGCUGUUAACACCUACCAAGGAACAUUCCAUUAGAGGAGAACUCUAGAUUUAAAAAAAAAACCUGCACCCAUUACGGUGAAGUGGGCGGAACAAAGAUCUCAAUGUGUCUGUGUUAUUCUACUAUACUUUUUAAAAUCUUAAGCUUCUAUGGUCCAAGCUAUUAGUAUUUUUUUGUUGUUGAAAGGACUGCACGUUGUCUUCCUUUGUAUUGUAAAAUUGUUUACAUUUUCAAAAAUAUUGCGUUUGUGUGCUGGGCUUAGGGCAGCCUAAAGGCUGCUUUACAUUUUUGAUCUACGAUGUCCAUGUAUGUGAUUCUUAAUGGAUCAAUCUGUUUCGGUCGCCGGUCACGUCUAUUUUUAAAAAAAUAUGGAAAAUCCAUAAGACACUUUGCCAAGGGGCAAACAAAACACAGUGAACUUUGUGGUGCUAUGGAGCUUUGCAGAAGAGGUCUAUGAGUGGAAGGUGUAGCAUAAAAUGGGCCUUAUCUCAUUUAAUACGACAUUUUACAGAACACGAAUAAACCGUAAUCAGGGAAGAAUGGUUCACAAAGGACCAAGCUGACCUGACGUAUAUACUGAGAUAUCAUUUUGUAGGACUAUCCUCUCAAGACCCGUUUGGCCUUUCUCUGAGUGGAGGAGGUGAACUGAUGAACUCCUUAGCAUUUUUGUGAACGUAAAGGGAAACGUGUUUUUAGGAAUUUCACAAAUAUGAUAAGUUGGUGAAGUUUCUUACUAGCAAACCAAAACGUGUGAGAACGACCUUGAACAAAGGACUAUUGUUAAAACAGUGGGGCAAUGAACAGGUGGGAGGAGAAAGGAAUGUUAGAAGUAUUUCUUGUAUUUGAAUGUCUGGUUUCGCAAUAACUGCUCCCAAGUUCCAUUCUGAAGUUUUUAUAAGAAUGCGGUCGGAGGAUAAAUUGAGCAGUAUUGCAAGGACACAGCAGUCCGUCAUAAUAACACAAAAGGGUAUUUAUUUUGGCAACAUAGUAGCCAAAUACAUUACACCUUAACAUCCAACUACAAACCCAGCAGGCAUGAUGGAAAAAUGAUCAAUUUACAAUGCUAGAUUUCAUCCAUUGCCAUAGAUGAUAAUGUGGUCUGUUCAAGAAUAAGGCUUGAUGUAAGUAUACUCCCAAAGUUAUAACUUUGCUCGGAAUUCGGGGUGAGCUGACCAUCGUUAUCUUGACUGUUCACUAACGUAACACCUGGUGCAACUAACGUUACAGAAGAUCCCCCCUACUUGUAUUUCAUUAAUCACAAGAACUUCAUCAUGUUCCAUUGGAAGUCAUCUCUAAGCUUUGGAGUUCAUCAGAAUUUUGCGGUCAAAGUUCAUUUUUAGGAUGUUUAACACUGUAGCAGUAGCUUAGGGUGACAAAAUACAAAGGGAAUCAAAGUACCGACAGUGAAAAAGCAGAGUCAUGCUUAUAGACAAUGAAGACUCUGCUUGGUAGAACUUGGUUGUCCCCUGGGCAACUUGGUAAAAACGUUUAGUAGAUGUAUACGUUUAUGUUCUGCACACACUGCCCACGGCUACCAGAUAUUUCCUAACAAUAUGGGCGUCAUAAAUGAAGUAUUAAAGUGUAGAUCUUGGAGUCAUUUAGACUAAUAUUGGCACAGUUAUCUAUCUUAUAAUGCUCCUAUACCUUCCAAAUAUAAUUAAAAAAUAAUAAUAAUAAUAAUUUUUUUAUUCAUAUUUUAAACUUCUUUUUCACCGUGUUGAAUACAAAAUAAACAUGUUGCUUUAUAUUUACAUUACCUCAUUAUCACUGUCAUUAACCCAUUUUCUAAUGAUUUUUUGAAUUAAGUAUAUAUAACCAUUGUGGUGACAAUUUAUACAUCCGGAAAUUAACAAUUUUAAAAAUUCAAUUAAAACACAAGAGAGAAACCAUUUUAUACAAAUUUACUGUGAAGCUUAAAGCUCCUCCCCUUUUAUGGAGCACGUUGAUGAUUUAAAAUAUUUUACAAACCGGGCGCGAGAUUUUAUUAAGCAGCGUACGAUGUUGUCAUUGUCAUUACCCAGAAUCCUCCGGGUGCUGAAAUAUCACAUUAGAUCUCUUGAAGUAUUGUAUGCAUGUGACUUUAACAAUCUAAACUUUUGUAAAAAUUUUUAUUUACCCCAAAACUAAACCGUGUGUUUUUUUUGUUGUUUUAUUGUUCACGAUUUUGAGAUUUUUAUUUUUUUAUUUGUUAGCUAGUUUAUUUGAAUAUUUUUUUUGUUUUGUUAAGUACAAACUGUGCAUAUAUGAAAUGGCAUACCUAUUAAUAGAAAUAAAUACCUGUACGCUA
Messenger RNA from Pelobates fuscus (common spadefoot toad), 3975 nucleotides. It is a transcript of the gene RHBG, whose product is annotated as Rh family B glycoprotein. Gene Ontology annotation, biological process: ammonium transmembrane transport; ammonium homeostasis. The transcript is spliced from 10 exons. The record is from RefSeq and is a predicted model, not a curated record. Bases 184 to 1569 code for a protein of 461 amino acids. NCBI's taxonomy places the organism in Eukaryota, Metazoa, Chordata, Amphibia, Anura, Pelobatidae. Gene Ontology annotation, molecular function: ammonium channel activity. Gene Ontology annotation, cellular component: plasma membrane.